Messenger RNA from Hippopotamus amphibius kiboko, 1878 nucleotides. Its product is annotated as electrogenic aspartate/glutamate antiporter SLC25A13, mitochondrial-like. NCBI's taxonomy places the organism in Eukaryota, Metazoa, Chordata, Mammalia, Artiodactyla, Hippopotamidae. The record is from RefSeq and is a predicted model, not a curated record. Gene Ontology annotation, biological process: malate-aspartate shuttle; aspartate transmembrane transport; L-glutamate transmembrane transport. The transcript is spliced from 2 exons. Gene Ontology annotation, molecular function: calcium ion binding; L-aspartate transmembrane transporter activity; L-glutamate transmembrane transporter activity. The coding region runs from base 1 to 1878 and encodes 625 amino acids.
AUGGGAGGAACCUCCAGCAGCCAGCCGUCCACACCCGGGGGUGAAGCAUGGCGGCCGCCAAGGUUAAUAUCCUUUCAAGAAUUUGUGGCAUUUGAAUCUGUCCUGUGUGCCCCAGAUGCUUUGUUCAUGGUGGCCUUCCAGCUGUUUGACAAAGCUGACAAAGGGGAAGUCACUUUUGAGGACGUUAAGCAAGUUUUUGGACAGACCACAAUUCAUCAAUGUAUUCCAUUUAACUGGGAUUCAGAAUCUGUGCAACUGUACUUUGGGAAAGAAAGAAAAAGACAUCUGACAUAUGUGGAAUUCACUCAGUUUUUACUGGAAAUACAACUGGAGCAUGCAAAGAAAGCCUUUGUUCAAAGGGACAAUGCCAGGACCGGAAAAGUCACAGCCAUUGACUUCCGAGACAUCAUGGUCAACAUCCGCCCUCAUGUCUUGACACCUUUUGUAGAAGAAUGUCUAGUAGCUGCUGCUGGAGGUACCACGUCCCAUCAAGUUAGUUUCUCCUAUUUUAAUGGAUUUAAUUCGCUCCUUAACAACAUGGAACUCAUUAGAAAGAUCUACAGCACUCUGGCUGGCAACAGGAAAGAUGUAGAGGUGACUAAGGAGGAGUUUGUUCUGGCAGCUCAGAAAUUUGGUCAGGUUACACCCAUGGAAGUUGACAUCUUGUUUCAGUUAGCAGAUUUAUAUGAGCCACGGGGACGUAUGACCUUAGCCGACAUUGAACGGAUUGCUCCUCUGGAAGAGGGAACUCUGCCCUUCAACUUGGCUGAGGCCCAGAGGCAGAAGGCCUCAGUUGAUUCAUCUGGACCAAUUCUCCUACAAAUUGCAGAGUCAGCCUGCAGGUUUGGUCUGGGUUCUAUUGCUGGAGCUGUCAGAGCCACAGCCGUGUAUCCUAUCAAUCUGGUAAAAACUCGAAUGCAGAACCAGCAAUCGACUGGCUCUUUCGUGGGAGAACUUAUGUAUAAAAACAGCUUUGACUGCUUUAAGAAAGUGCUACGCUAUGAAGGCUUCUUUGGACUGUAUAGAGGUCUGUUGCCACAGUUAUUGGGAGUCGCCCCAGAGAAGGCCAUAAAACUUACAGUGAAUGAUUUUGUGAGGGAUAAAUUCAUGCGCAAAGAUGGCUCAGUCCCGCUUGCAGCAGAAAUUCUUGCUGGAGGCUGUGCAGGAGGCUCCCAGGUGAUUUUCACAAAUCCUUUGGAAAUUGUCAAGAUUCGUUUGCAAGUGGCUGGAGAAAUCACCACUGGUCCCCGAGUCAGUGCUCUGUAUGUCGUAAGGGACCUAGGCUUCUUUGGGAUCUAUAAGGGUGCCAAAGCAUGCUUUCUGCGGGACAUUCCUUUCUCGGCCAUCUACUUCCCUCGCUAUGCUCAUAUGAAGGCCUCCCUUGCAAAUGAAGACAGGCAAAUCAGCCCCGGAAGCCUGCUCUUAGCUGGCGCUGUAGCCGGUAUGCCUGUAGCAUCUCUAGUGACCCCCGCUGAUGUUAUCAAGACGCGAUUACAGGUGGCCGCCCGGGCCGGCCAGACCACUUACAGCGGAGUGAUAGACUGCUUUAGGAAGAUCCUGUGGGAAGAAGGCCCAAAGGCUUUGUGGAAAGGAGCUGGCGCUCAGGUGUUUCGGUCCUCCCCUCAGUUUGGUGUAACUUUGCUGACCUAUGAAUUGCUACAGCGGUGGUUCUACAUUGAUUUUGGAAGAGUGAAACCCAUGGGAUCAGAGCCAGUUCCAAAAUCCAGGAUCACACUGCCUGCUCCCAAUCCUGAUCACGCUGGGGGCUACAAACUGGCAGUUGCAACGUUCGCAGGGAUUGAAAACAAAUUUGGACUUUACCUACCUCUCUUCAAGCCAUCAGCAUCUACCUCACAAGUCAUUGGUGGAGGCCGGUAG